This is a messenger RNA of Chondrus crispus (carragheen), 1179 nucleotides long. RefSeq lists its product as hypothetical. The record is from RefSeq and is a predicted model, not a curated record. Gene Ontology annotation, biological process: protein dephosphorylation. Gene Ontology annotation, molecular function: cation binding; protein serine/threonine phosphatase activity. Lineage: Eukaryota; Rhodophyta; Florideophyceae; Gigartinales; Gigartinaceae. The transcript has 2 exons. The coding region runs from base 1 to 1179 and encodes 392 amino acids.
AUGGAGCAUGCAAACGAAGACCCACCAUUGAAUCCUGCUGGGAAGCGCAAAAUAGCUCGCCCGCCGAUGUUAACUCUCGCCAGAUGUCCAAGCCUCAAUUUUCACAUCACCGAAAAGCCAUACAAAAUCGAAGAGGAAUCUUUUGGCGGUGUCAUGUGGAGCGUCGCAUCGCGACGAGGGCGCCGAAGGACAAAUCGAGAAGAUAUGUUUGCAAUCUUACCCUUCGUCGAACAUCUUCAUGGAUCAAAGGCCCUGCCCAUCAGCGUCUUUGCAGUAUUCGAUGGUCACGGUGGUCAGAAAGUUGCGCAGUAUGCCAGUCAACGUCUCCCACAAUUGUUCUUGAGAAAAUAUGAAAAUACUUGCGAUGUGGAGCGCGCACUUGAAUGGGCCUUCAUCCAAACAGAUAAGGAAAUAUCGGCUGGGAACGCAGAGCCAAGCGAAGACUCUUUGUCUGCUGUUCCUGUUACCCUGACGAGAGCGUGUGGAACUACGGCCACAGUCGUUUCUUUGGUGGGUGAUCAGUUCACAGUAGCUCACGUGGGCGAUUCCAGAGCUGUACUUUCAAACCUGGACGGUACUGUGCAAAGGUUAUUUGAAGACCACAAACCAGGGCGGCGCGAUGAAAUGGAAAGAAUUGAGUCGGCUGGAGGACUUGUUGUCGAGGUUUCAGGAACUUUUAGGGUAAACGGCGUGUUAGCUGUAUCUCGAGCAAUUGGGGACCCCGAACUCAAGCAGUUCAUUAUACCAAGGCCUGAUAUCUUUAGAUUUUCGCUUUCAGGGCAUGAAGAGUUCUUAGUACUGGCAUCUGACGGAUUGUGGGAUAACAUUUCUGACGAGGAGUGCAUGGAAUAUGUUCGCAAGAUAAUUUCUUCCGAACCCGCCGACGACAGCUUGGAAGAGGAAGCAGCAAAGCUUUUAGUUCAGACUGCGUGGGACCGGGGUACAAAUGAUGAUAUAUCUGUAAUCGUUGUCAAUCUGCUAAAGUAUGCAAGUCUAUGGGAAAAGAAACAAGAAGAGGGCGACGCAGCUGUUGAGGAAGAAAUGUUAGGAGUGAACACUGAAAAGAUUUCUUCUACAUGCGUGGACGAAAAUCAAAAUCCAAUAGAGCUGGAAAUGGUAACGCCUGUUGCGGCAUUGCCUUUAGAAACGCCUCGUGUUCGGAAACCUUCACCAUGGUGA